Molecule: messenger RNA, 2836 nt
Organism: Urocitellus parryii (Arctic ground squirrel)
Lineage: Eukaryota; Metazoa; Chordata; Mammalia; Rodentia; Sciuridae
Source: RefSeq, a predicted model, not a curated record
GGGCGCGCGUGUGGAGACGUCUGUGGCGUUGGCGGCGGUGGUGGCCCCUGGGGCCCGAGGAGGUGGUGUGGCUGCGGGUUUUGCCCAGGGAGCGUGUUCGGGGCUGUUUCUUGGCCGGCUUCACGGGGACGCCACUGAUCAGCGCCGGAUGUGACCUUCUCCUUGGACGAUUCAAGUUCUUAAAAAGUUUCAGUGUACAUUUGAGGUAAGAGAGAAGUGGCUGUUUAUACAAAGGAAGCACUGGGACUUGUGGCUACCUUCAAGAAUAAAAAAUAGAAAAUGGAACAACCAUGUGUGUUAUGUGAGGAAGAACAGGAUCCAGAACCACAGAACAUAAAAGAAACCAAACAAAUAGAUGAUGAAGAUGCAGAGCUGAUCUUUGUUGGGGUGGAACAUGUAAAUGAAGAUGCUGAACUGAUCUUUGUUGGGGUGUCUUCAAAUUCAAAACCAGUUGUUUCAAAUAUUUUGAACAGAGUAACCCCAGGUUCAUGUUCACGGAGAAAAAAGUAUGGUUGCCGAAGAAAAGAUACUGUUCGUAGAUUGCAGCCUACAAGUCAUGUGACCCCUUCAUCAGAAACAGUGACUAUGUUGCCAGUAUCUCAAUCUGAAUCAAGAUCAACAGAUAGUCCUAUUAUUAUUGAGCCUUUGUCUAAGCCUGAUGAUAAAAGUAAUUCACCAAAAGUUGUGCCUAGUAGCUCUUCAGAAUCAUGUUCUCCUGAGGUUACCCUCACAAGUUCAUUGCAUCAUCCAGUGAAACCAGCACUUUCAGAAGGAGGUAUGAAUGAAAGUACUUGUAUAUCAAAGCGGUGUUCCAAUUCUGAAGUAAUUAGCAUAAAUCCCAAAAAUCCUAAACUCAGUGAUGGAAUCACAGGAGGAUAUUCUUUAACUUUGUCCCCUCCAGGUGUUUUUAAUAAUAAUAAUCCUCAGCAGAGUACACCCAAUGAUGUCCAUACCUCAGUAAGCCAUGUUCAGAAUGUAUUAUCUUUUCCCACAGCUUUUCCAAAGGACAGUCUCCAUUUAAAGCCUAUAACUAUAAAUCCUGAUAGGGAAAAUGGGUUGGCAAAAACAGAAUUUUCAGAUCUAGCAAGUCAAAAUAAGACCUUUGAUCCCAAGAAAGGGAAUUUGAUUCUAUUACUUAGUGACUUUUACUAUGGACAACAUCAAGGAGAUGGGCAGCCAGAACAGAAAACUCACACAACCUUUAAAUGCCCCAGCUGUUUGAAAGUUCUAAAAAAUGUUAAGUUUAUGAAUCAUGUGAAGCAUCAUUUGGAACUUGAGAAGCAGAGGGGUGACAGCUGGGAAACCCACACUACCUGCCAGCAUUGCCACCGGCAGUUUCCCACUCCCUUCCAACUACAACGUCACAUCGAAAGUGUACACACUCCACAGGAGCCCUCUGCUGUCUGUAAAAUUUGUGAGUUGUCAUUUAAAACAGAUCAGAUUCUUUUAGAACACAUGAAGGACAAUCAUAAGCCUGGGGAAAUGCCCUAUGUGUGCCAGAUUUGCAGUUACAGAUCAUCAGCCUUUGCUGAUGUGGAAACACAUUUUAGAACAUACCAUGAAAACACUAAGAAUCUACUUUGUCCUUUUUGUCUCAAAAUUUUCAAAACUGCAACACCAUAUAUGUGUCAUUAUAGGAGGCACUGGGAAAGGGGUGUUCACCAGUGUUCUAAAUGUCGGCUACAGUUUUUAACUUUCAAGGAGAAAAUGGAGCACAAGACCCAAUGUCAUCAAAUGUUUAAGAAGCCUAAGCAACUAGAAGGAUUGCCUCCUGAAACAAAAAUUGUUAUUCAAGUGUCACUGGAACCUGGUCAACCAGAAUCAGUGAAUGUAGCGUCUAUUAUUCUGAGUACAACUGAUUCUGAACCAUCUCCUCCCAAAUCUAAAAAUAGAAUUUCCAAAAAAUCUCAUUAAUUCUAUUUUGGGAAACCAAAAGCAAAUAUUUCAGUUUGAAUAGAAGAAAAAAAAACCAUGAAAACAAAAAAUAUAAACCAUACAUUAUUCAGUAGCACCAAAAAUAGUGAAACUAAUGAAUUGAGAUUUAAGUUCAUGCAUAGGGUUUUUAAAUUUUUUUCUUUCGUUCUUUUUUGUGGUGAUGGGGAUGAACCAGGACCUAGUAUGUGCUGAGCAAUUGCUCUACCAUUGAGCCAUGCACCACAUUCCCACUCCCUGAAUUUUGAGCUUUUAUAUAAUAUAUUACCUGGUUUUUAUGUUAACUAUCUGGUUCAACAUAUGAAAGGUGCUUGUAUAUGAUGUUUGAGUGGGGGGAAAAAAAAAAGUGGAAGCCUAUUUAUUUUGUCAGUAUUUUAUGUUACUCCUAAGCUGGAGAGAUCUUUCUUCUAUAUACAGAAUUUGUAGAGGUUUUGAAGUAUUUAAUUUUAUUUUUAAACUUUUUCUGUAUAUUACACAUUUCACUGUUAACUCUAAUCAGACUGGAAUGACUUUGUUAUGGCUUGAUCCCUUUAUUCAUGAACUCUUAGAAGUGCCUGUGCAGUGUGAGUGUAAAAUAACCUGGUUUUGAAAGCCUUAGUGUGAUGUUGAAGGAGAAGCUGUGGCAUGGAUGGAGGUGAAGACUUAUGUAUAAGUUAGGCAAAAAGUAUUUGACCCCUUAUCCCAGUUGAGGGAUAGGCACAUUCUAGUCKUGGAGCCAAGGCAGAAGGAACACAGCCUAAGAAUGUCUUUGCCUAAUAGAAGAACAUCCCAAGGAAGCAAAAUCAUUCUUGAAAAAUGUCUGCAUUUGGUGAAGGACUCCUGCAUAUAUUAAACAGCUGCUCAGCAUCUGUAUUUUUAUUUUUUUUUUUAAAGAGAGAGUGAGAGACAGACAGAAUUUUUUAAU